CAACAACCCACACGUGUCUUGUUACCAGCGAUCUCGAAUACACCUUCUCCUACCGCCAAGAUGACGCCUGCUCCACUAACCAAAACCCUCGAAUUCGAGAAAAAGAACCAGAAGAUGCCAAAACUCCCCAAACAUGUGAAAGUCCAAAAGCGCCCCAUCCCACAUCCCUCCACUCCCUCCCCGUAUUCGGGCUCCUCAUCUCCCAAAACCAUCUACGUUUCAUCCAGCUCCCCCACAAUGGGCGUCGUCAAGCGCGUCCAGAAGUACCUGCGGGCGGCGGAGAACCGCGCCACGGCAAAGUUGCUCAGCGGAAACAACAAAGGAAAGAAGGGCGACCGAAGGAAUCAAAUCGCACAAUUGGCGCAGAGUAACGAAGCGCUGAAGAAAGAGGAGGUGUUUGUGAAGGCUACGGGACGGGCAAUGGAGAGGGCCUUGAAGGUGGGAAAGUGGUUUGAGGCGAGGGGGGAGGAGUAUACUGUGAGCGUGAAGACGGGGAGUGUUCUUGUGGUCGACGAUGUGGUGGAGGAUGAAGAAGAGAGGAAGAAGGCGCUAGAGGAGAGUGAGAGGUUGAAAAAGGAGGUUGAAGAAGCGAAGCUGAAGGAUGGGAAUGGUGAUUUAUCCAAGUCGGCAAUUCGAAAGAGAAAGAGAGCCGUUGCGCGGUUGGAGGGCGAGGAAGAGCUGCCCGAGACUAGGACGAGGUGGGUGAAUAUGGUGGAGGUGGCGGUUUCGUUGAAGUGAGGUUUCCGUGAGAUGGUAUGGAAAGGAAAUGAAAUGGACGAUACGAAUCCAGGCGGCACGCUACUGAAUAUACCAGCCAGGCGGAUAAAUCCCUCCUCUUGCGGGCGCCGUGGCCAAGCAUUCAUGCAGAUGCUGAUGCAACUCAACCGGCAAGCCGGGUCCGGCUUCAGUCGCUUUCAGGCCCCUCGAACAGCCGCAAUGGAUCUAGACCUUGUGCCGAUUGUGCGCUUUCCCGGUGUCACGACGACGGCAGGCCGGCUGCCUUGGAAGACUCUCCCGGUCACGCAGCGUCUACCCAGCAUCCACAUGCAGCGGGCGCUCAGCAGCAACACACAAGCAUGAUCGGCCAUUGAUCUCAUCGAAGUAUGGGUAUUCUUCACGUACAACGGCACGGCAACCCCUCUAGCGAUCUAGUGUUACUGAAAAUAAAAU
Aspergillus eucalypticola CBS 122712 is the source of this 1170-nucleotide messenger RNA. Its product is annotated as ribonuclease P subunit p20 family protein. Bases 61 to 738 code for a protein of 225 amino acids. The transcript has 2 exons. Gene Ontology annotation, cellular component: ribonuclease MRP complex; nucleolar ribonuclease P complex. NCBI's taxonomy places the organism in Eukaryota, Fungi, Ascomycota, Eurotiomycetes, Eurotiales, Aspergillaceae. Gene Ontology annotation, biological process: intronic box C/D snoRNA processing; nuclear-transcribed mRNA catabolic process, RNase MRP-dependent; tRNA 5'-leader removal. Gene Ontology annotation, molecular function: RNA binding. The record is from RefSeq and is a predicted model, not a curated record.